GCCGCCGGCAAUCAUCACACACAACAUCAGCAUCACAUUAUUACAUCCACACCAACAAAUCAUCAUCAUCACCAGCAAAUCUAUCAGCAGCAUGCCUCAUCUUCAUCAUCCUCAUCCUCCUCUUCGUCCUCCUCAUCAUCACCAUCGUCAGCCAUUUUGAAUUCUUCUAAUUCGUCGUCAACUCAUAUAUUUCGUACUCCUGUAGUUUCCAGCAGUAGCGGUCAUCACUUAACAAAUUCUACGUCUUCUUCUUCCUCCUCCUCCUCUUCUAAUUCUUCCUCCUGUACCUCAACGCCAAACGUCAACACCAACAAUACUGCCAUGCGUCCACCACCACCACCGCCUCCGCCAAAAAUUAAACACACCUCUGCCGCCACACUGGGUUUGGGUGGUUCGCAUCAUGCGGUUGUUAUAGGUGGUCCAGGCAAUUGUCUGGCGGAUGGGAAUAGAUCAACAACGCAUAUGGUAUGCUCUCCUUCGUCAUCAUCUUCCUCGUCGGCAGCAGCAUCAUCAUCGUCUUUAGGCUCCCAGCAUCAGCACCACUCCCAACACCAACAAUCGUCAUCAUCGAUGUCUGCCUCAUCAGCGUCAGCAAUGAAUUUAAAUGGCAGCUGUGAAGAACCAUCCAGCUCAAUACCAGAUUUAG
Messenger RNA from Musca vetustissima, 646 nucleotides. RefSeq lists its product as uncharacterized. The record is from RefSeq and is a predicted model, not a curated record. The transcript has a single exon. NCBI's taxonomy places the organism in Eukaryota, Metazoa, Arthropoda, Insecta, Diptera, Muscidae. The annotation marks the transcript as partial.